AUGGUAAGCCCACCCGCGCCGCGCAUCUUGUACCGCGCAUACCUCAAGAACCUGCGGUAUAUAUCAGAUCCGCACGUAUGGCGAACACAUCAGCCGUAUUUUCGGUCUUUGGUAGAUAGGCCCGGUGGCCCUUCCAAGCAGCCCAGGGACGAACUCAAGAUCAACGGGUACCUGGAAGCAGCGCCCAAGGAUGGCUAUGAUCUCAAGAGAUCGAGAGGUCUAGCUCGCGCCCACAAGGUGCGACAAGUCCGACCUGAUACCAUUGACCCUGUACUGACAAAGCAGGAGCUGAACAAGCUUCGAGCGGCGGUAGCGUGCCAUCCCCACGCACUCAAGCGGCUUCUCGAGGAGUCAUACGGACAAUGCGGUAGAGUCAGAUGGGAACUCAUCAAUAAUGUGAUCAAAUCCAGCCCAUCUGGGUUUCGGUUGCCUAUCGCCCCCGGCAUACCCCUUCCAGCACCGCUUGCGCCUCUCAAGCCUCCGCCGACCGCACCUCAUCGAGAUAAACCAGCUCGACUGCGGCCUGUACCGGACGUCGCGGUCCGCAAGGCCGCCCAGAAAGCUUCGGAGCGGGACUGGCGCCUUGUUGGUGUGCCGCUCGUCCUGCCUCCCAAUUCUUCGGGAUGGAGGACUGGCUGGGAGGACUUGGGUGUCCUCGCAGGCUUGAGAAUGCUCGCCGGUCUGGACUCCGUUCCGUCUCGCCCGGAUCAUCUAGCAAUCUCGCCCAGCGAUGAUCCCGCAUCAUCUUCUGCCCCAGUAGCACAAAGCUCUCCUCCUCCCCCGCCGACAGCCACCACCACGACGCCCGUCUUAUCAGCCGAGGCAAACCUCCUCCGCCUUCAAGCAAUCUAUCCACCCCGACACCUUCCCCGCCUUCUCCCAACAUACGCUCACCUACCCCUACAUAUCCGCCUCCUCAUACCCCGUCGCCCGGUCCGGCCCCCCUCUCGCGCGCCGGAAGACACCUACCCCCGCCCACGGCCCGGUGAGACGCGGAUGAACCCUAGUACUUGGGGCCCACCGAGGGAGUUUCGGCCGAGGCUGAUAAGGAGGACGUAUGGGCGCUUAUGGGAUAAGUUGCGGUGGGUAGGGGUAGAGGCAGGAAAUGGUGAAGUUGGAGCAGAAGAAAAGUGGGUCGAAGGGAAGUACGAGGUCAUUGUAGGCGGACAAGCGCGGACUACUGCUGAGGGAGAGAAACGCGGGAAGAGGAGAAGGCGAGAGAAGAGCCAGCGACAGCAGUCAUAG
Messenger RNA from Dioszegia hungarica, 1245 nucleotides. RefSeq lists its product as uncharacterized. The transcript is spliced from 2 exons. Bases 1 to 1245 code for a protein of 414 amino acids. Lineage: Eukaryota; Fungi; Basidiomycota; Tremellomycetes; Tremellales; Bulleribasidiaceae. The record is from RefSeq and is a predicted model, not a curated record.